Messenger RNA from Blastomyces dermatitidis ER-3, 1240 nucleotides. RefSeq lists its product as uncharacterized. Bases 222 to 1028 code for a protein of 268 amino acids. The transcript has a single exon. The record is from RefSeq and is a predicted model, not a curated record. NCBI's taxonomy places the organism in Eukaryota, Fungi, Ascomycota, Eurotiomycetes, Onygenales, Ajellomycetaceae.
CCUACCCCAGAUUUCCUUCCAAUUCAGCCUCCUAAAGUUCUUGAUCGCAGCCCAGGAAUGGCCAUCCAUAAUCCAACUGGAUGAUCGAAUAUUAUCCCUUCCCCGGUUUAGGUUCACACCUAAUCGCUACUCCAAAAAGCCUAACGUAAUGCACACUAUCCACAGCUCCUUGACCGCCGCCCAUUAGCAAAGAACAACAUCUAGGGCAACAAGCAGUCAAAAUGCCCGUCCAAGCAGCCAUGGAUGCAAUUCCGGAGUUUCCCGUGAAGGGCGAUGCAACAGCCGUGGCCGCCAACAGCACGAACACAACUACCACCAACACGACCCUCCCCGAAACCAACAAAAGCGACUCCCACAGCUCCACCUUAACUUCAACAUCAAGCAACCUUCUCGCAACCUUAACCGCCCUCCUCACCCCCCUCCAAACAGCCAUGGACAAGCAUCUCCCAGAAUCCUCCAAAUCAUACCUCUCAUCCUUCAUAGACACCUACUCAGCUCGCCUCUCCGCUCACCCCCACAUAACAACCUUCGUCACAAUCCAACUAUUAUUCGCGGCCCUACCGCUACUUCUCUUCACCCUCUUCGCGAUAGGCACGAUACUCUUCUCGCUAGUCCUGACGUUCCUGGGCGCUGUAGCACUAAGUGCGCUAGUUAUCGGCGGUGCGUUACUGGUUCUUGUACCCGUCACGGUUUCGGGGACUGUUGUGGCAGGGAUGAUGUGGAUUGGAUGUUGGAUGGGUUGGUAUGGGGUGGUAUGGACUGCGCUGGCUUUUGGGAGGCUCGUUGGGAAUAAUAACUCCGACCAGCGGAAUGGGAGAACUAGGGAGAAUGAUGAAGAUGGGGUUGUGACGGGGAAGUGGGAGGGAAAGUGGGAGGAGUGGAUGAGGAAGGAGAAAGAGGGAGAAGAGAGAAGGGAUUUACGUCGAAUGGAAAAUGAAAAGGCAGGCUGGUCGAAGUUGGAUGGUUGUCAUAAUGUCAUUGAUGAUGGGUCACGGAUUGCCGGUGUUUCCUCCGGUUUAUCAAUGUAAAUAAUUCACUGAGCAACCACUAGAAAUGGAAAACAUGGGAAAUUAUAUGUCUACGCGUAAGUUUGCGGUAUGAUAUCAUUAAGUAUUAUUCUGCAUUUAGCUAGGCUCAUUUUAUGAUGCAUGUAAUGGUUUUUUUUCUUUUUUCUUUUUUCUUUUUCUUUCGAACUUCCACAAAUAUUAACUUCCAAGUACUGUUGCAAAAACAAUCUGGC